UGCAAGGAGAAAAACAGAGCAAGAAAUAAAUAGAAACAACUGUAGCAGGUGAUUGUACGAUGGAGUUUUUAUUCUUUAUCUAAGCAAAGCUAGCAAAACCCUGGAAGAAGAUAAAUGCUAGUGCCCCACUUUGUUUUCCCACACUCUCUCUCUCUUUCUUUCUUUUUUCUCUUUGUCUUUUGUUUCAGCAGGACUGAAAACCUAAUAGCUAAAGAAUUACCUACUCAUAAAAAGAGGAACAGCUUCUUACACUAAAGAACAAGGAUGGGAGAAGAGAAACGAAGAAAAAAGGGUUUCUGAAAACACCAUAGAUUUUGUAGUUUUCCAAAAAAGAAAAGAGAUAAAUAUAGAUUAUAAUAUUAUUUUUUUUUCUGUUUUUGGUAUAAUUAAUAGUAUUAAAAAAAGGUAGUAAUGGGGAGAGGAAGAGUGGAGUUGAAGAGGAUCGAGAACAAGAUAAACCGACAGGUGACAUUUGCAAAGAGAAGGAAUGGUUUGCUAAAGAAGGCUUAUGAGCUCUCAAUUCUUUGUGAUGCUGAGGUUGCGCUCAUCAUUUUCUCUAACCGUGGCAAGCUCUAUGAGUUUUGCAGCACUUCUAGCAGCAUGGCUAAGACACUUGAGAGGUACCAUAGGUGCACCUAUGGAACAUUGGAACCUGGUCAAACAGAAAGUGACACACAGAGCAGCUAUCAGGAAUAUUUGAAGCUCAAAGCAAAAGUUGAGGUCCUUCAACGUUCACAGAGACAUUUUCUUGGGGAAGAUUUAGGAGACUUGGGCAGUACGGAACUGGAGCAGCUAGAGCAUCAGCUGGACUUCUCAUUGAAGCAACUCAGGUCAACCAAGAUGCAUUCUAUGCUUGAUCAACUCGCUGAACUUCAAAGAAAGGAAGAAAUCCUACUGGAAACCAACAGAAACCUGAGAAGGAAGUUGGAGGAAAGCACUUCAACGCUACGAUCAUCAUGGGAAACUGGGGAGCAAAGCAAUCCAUACAACCACCACCCGCCUCCUCAGCCAGAGGGAUUUUUUGAGCCUUUACAGUGCAGCAGUUCCAUGCAGAUAGGUUACAAUCCUACUGCAGCAGAUCAGGAUGCCGCUGCAGCCUCUGCACCAAAUGGAUUCAUCCCUGGUUGGAUGCUUUGAUUGUUUUUAACUUAAAAGAAUUCAUAUAUUUUCUCAUAUAACUGAGUAAGAACAGACAAUAAGCCAAUUCCAACAUAUAUUUUGCUGUAUUAAUCAAUGAUGGCUGGCAUUGUGGGGGGCGAAGCUCCAAUGUAAUAAUAUUUAACUUGGAGAACAUACUGAUUAUUAAGAAUUAAUAUUCCUAAGUUUACUCAUAAUA
Messenger RNA from Theobroma cacao (cacao), 1336 nucleotides. Lineage: Eukaryota; Viridiplantae; Streptophyta; Magnoliopsida; Malvales; Malvaceae. The record is from RefSeq and is a predicted model, not a curated record.